Messenger RNA from Drosophila rhopaloa, 1974 nucleotides. It is a transcript of the gene resilin, whose product is annotated as pro-resilin. Bases 1 to 1737 code for a protein of 578 amino acids. NCBI's taxonomy places the organism in Eukaryota, Metazoa, Arthropoda, Insecta, Diptera, Drosophilidae. Gene Ontology annotation, cellular component: extracellular matrix. The record is from RefSeq and is a predicted model, not a curated record. The transcript is spliced from 4 exons.
AUGUUCAAGUUACUCGGUCUGACGCUGCUCAUGGCGGUGGUGGUCCUUGGGCGACCGGAGCCACCAGUCAACUCGUAUUUACCCCCAUCCGACAGCUAUGGAGCCCCGGGUCAGAGUGGUCCGGGUGGCCGGCCCUCGGACUCCUAUGGAGCUCCGGGUGGCGGCAAUGGCAACGGUGGACGCCCCUCGGACAGCUACGGAGCUCCUGGCCAGGGUCAGGGUCAGGGACAAGGACAGGGGCAAGGUGGCUUCGGCGGCAAGCCUUCGGAUUCGUAUGGCGCUCCUGGUGGCGGCAACGGCAAUGGCAACGGCGGAGGUCGUCCAUCGAGUAGUUACGGAGCUCCUGGUCAGGGCCAAGGUGGAUUUGGAGGACGCCCCUCGGACUCUUAUGGUGCUCCCGGUGGCGGAAACGGAAAUGGCAACGGAGGUCGCCCCUCGGGCAGCUAUGGAGCUCCUGGCCAAGGACAAGGCAACGGAAACGGAAACGGCGGUCGUCCUUCGAGCAGCUAUGGUGCUCCUGGUGGCGGAAGUGGUGGUCGUCCCUCGGACACCUAUGGUGCUCCUGGUGGCGGCAACGGUGGCGGUCGUCCUUCGAACAGCUACGGAGCUCCUGGUCAGAGACAAGGUGGAAUUGGCGGACGUCCUUCGGACUCUUAUGGUGCUCCUGGUCAGGGCCAAAAGCCCUCGGACUCCUAUGGAGCCCCAGGUAACGGCAACGGCAACGGCAGCGGUGGGCGUCCUUCGAGCAGCUAUGGAGCGCCGGGAUCAGGACCUGGCGGCCGUCCCUCCGACUCCUACGGACCCCCGGCCUCUGGAUCUGGAGCUGGCGGUGCUGGAGGCAGUGGACCCGGCGGCGCUGACUACGAAAACGACGAGCCCGCCAAGUACGAAUUUAAUUACCAGGUUGAGGACGCGCCCAGCGGACUCUCGUUCGGGCACUCAGAGAUGCGCGACGGUGACUUCACCACCGGCCAGUACAAUGUCCUGUUGCCCGACGGAAGGAAGCAAAUCGUGGAGUACGAGGCCGACCAGCAGGGCUACAGGCCGCAGAUCCGCUACGAGGGUGAUGCCAACGAUGGCGGUGGUGCCAAUGGUCCCAGCGGCUCUGGCGGCCAGAAUCUCGGACCCGACGGCUACUCCAACGGACGUCCUGGCAAUGGCAAUGGCAACGGCAAUGGCGGUUACUCUGGAGGACGACCAGGCGGCCAGGACUUGGGACCUGGUGGCUACUCUGGAGGACGACCAGGCGGUCAGGACUUGGGACCUGGUGGCUACUCCGGUGGUCGUCCCGGUGGCCAGGAUUUGGGCGCAGGUGGUUACUCCGGUGGUCGUCCCGGUGGCCAGGACUUGGGUCGCGAUGGUUACUCAGGCGGAAGACCAGGAGGUCAGGAUCUAGGAGCAGGUGGCUACUCCAAUGGCAGGCCAGGCGGCAAUGGAAACGGAGGCAAUGGCAACGGUAAUGGUGGCUCCGAUGGCGGUCGUGUCAUCAUCGGUGGACGUGUGAUUGGCGGUCAGGAUGGCGGUGAUCAGAGCUACUCCGGUGGACGUCCCGGCGGCCAGGAUCUGGGCCGUGAUGGGUACUCCAGUGGUCGUCCAGGCGGCCGUCCGGGCGCCAAUGGCCAGGACAACCAAGAUGGCCAGGGAUACUCGAGCGGCAAGCCGGGCCAGGGUGGCCGGAAUGGCUUUGGACCCGGUGGCCAGAACGGCGACAACGAUGGCAGCGGUUAUCGGUACUAGAAACGACUCCCAGACACAUUAAGCUAGAUCCCUCGAACUUAUAGCAGUACCUAGUUGUAAGUCCUUCUAGAACCAUGUCCACGAUCUGUCCCCCCUCCCCUCGACAUCUCUUCGUGCCCAUUCUUCUCUCCUUCCCGCUGCCCUCUGUCCAUUACUACUCCUCACAUCCACACAUCCUCGUAGCCGUAAGACCCUGUUGUUGUAAAUGCAAGUGCGAAAAAUAACCCAAAAAAAGAA